Molecule: messenger RNA, 3438 nt
Organism: Dermochelys coriacea (leatherback sea turtle)
Lineage: Eukaryota; Metazoa; Chordata; Testudines; Dermochelyidae
Product: zinc finger protein 501-like
Exons: 5
Coding region: 428-1825 (465 amino acids)
Biological process (GO): regulation of transcription by RNA polymerase II
Molecular function (GO): DNA-binding transcription factor activity, RNA polymerase II-specific; RNA polymerase II cis-regulatory region sequence-specific DNA binding
Source: RefSeq, a predicted model, not a curated record
CUUUCCCUGUAUAGCCCCUUACCCUUCUGGCCCGGAGAGCCAGUCACUUCCCGCGAGCUGGACUGGCUGCGGCUGGGUCGCGCGGAGACGGGGCGCUUCCAGCCGGAGCAAGCCCCCGGCUCAGCAGCCCGGGCUGGUGUUGAAGGACACAGGAAGGGGCUGGAGCAACAGAGCAGGCUGCUGCGGAGGGUGCUGCUGGGAGGAAGGAGGCAGCUAUCGAGGAGAACAAAGAGCGAAGCUGGCUGCUGCUUGCAUUGGGGUCAGAGAGCCGUGCUGGGGGAGACCUGCAUUGCAACUUCCGAGAGGGGGGCUUUCUCCCCCAGGCUCUGCUCACCCCAGCCCUGAGCCGGAGACUGCGGCUGCCCUUCUUGCCCUGACAGGCUGCAGAGGAGCGUCCCUGUUUUAUGCCUGCUUGGCUCAGCCUCCCAUGGGACAGGGAAAGGGAAUGGCUGCAGUGGAGCCAGUUCAGGGGCCGGUGACAUUCGAGGAGGUGGCUGUGUAUUUCACCAAGGAAGAGUGGCCUCUGCUGGACCGUGCUCAGAGAGCCCUCUACAGAGAUGUCAUGCAGGAGAUCUAUGAGAACGUGACCUCGCUGGGGUUUCCAGUUUCCAAACCCGAUCUGAUCUCCCAGCUGGAACGAAGGGAUGAGAGAUGGGUCUCAGAUCUCCACGGCUCUGAAGAAAGAGAGAUUCUAAAAAGUGUCUGCACAGGUGAGGGGAUGGUGAAUGAGAAUGAGGAGCUGAAUCCUCAGCCAGAAGAGGCUGAGCAAGUGGAACUGCAUGGGGCAUUAGUGCAAAGAUCCCAGUUGAUUGUGUCCAGUAGUCGUGAGCAGGGAAAAGCCUGUAAGAGUCAGCACAGACCAGAGAGGCUGCAGGGAACCCAGCCAGGGGAAGAAAUGGGUAACUCCAUUAAUUAUCGGGGAGUUUACAAAGACUGCAAGGAAACCAGAGCCCAGAAGAGAAUCUCCCUGGGAGACAGAAACAACACAUGCACUGAGUGUGGGAAAAGUUUCAGUAGCCACUCACACCUUACAAAACAUGAGAGAAUCCACACAGGAGCCAGGCCCUAUGAAUGCUGUGAGUGCGGGAAAAGCUUCACUCUGAGCUCUCACCUUAUUAUACAUCAGCGAAUCCACACGGGAGACAGGCCCUAUAAAUGUUGUGAGUGUGGCAGAAGCUUCACUGACAGCUCAACCCUUAUUAGACAUGAGAGGGUCCACACAGGAGAGAGACCCUAUGAAUGCUGUGAGUGUGGGAAAAGCUUCACUCAGAGCUCAGCCCUUGUCACACAUCAGAGAAUCCACACAGGAGAAAGACCCUAUGAAUGCCAUAAAUGCGGGAAAAGCUUCAGUCGAAGCUCAACUCUUAUUACACAUCAGAGCAUCCACACAGGUGAGAGACCCUAUGAAUGCUGUGAGUGUGGGAAAAGCUUCAGUCAGAGCUCAUCGCUUAUUACACAUCAGAGAAUCCACACAGGAGAAAGACCUUAUGAAUGCUGUGAAUGCAGGAAAAGCUUCAGUUACCGCUCAGACCUCGUUACGCAUCAGAGAAUCCACACAGGAGAGAGACCCUAUAAAUGCUGUGAGUGCAGGAAAACCUUCUCUCGGCGCUCACAUCUUAUUACACACCAGAGAAUCCACACAGGAGAGCGACCCUAUGAAUGCUGUGAAUGCGGGAAAAACUUCCGUCAGCUCUCAGCCCUUAUUAGACAUCAGAGAAUUCACACAGGUGAGAGACCCUAUGAAUGCUGUGAGUGUGGGAAAAACUUCCGUCAAAGCUCAGCCCUUACUGCACAUCAGAGAAUCCAUACAGGCAAGACACCCUAGAGAUGUUCUUAGUGUGGGAAAAUCUUCCAUCAGAGCUCAGCCUUUAUUUAUCAUCAGAGAAUCAACAAACAAGACAAACACCAUUAAAACCUUGUCCAGGGCAGACAAUAAAAAUAUUUUCUUUAAUACUUUUACUAAUUACCACACAGUGAACUUUAAGGCUGCUUGAACCAUUUGUGUCACCAUGGUCCACCAGGCAAGCUGCUUGCUUUUGCUUUUUAAAGCUCACCAUUCUUUGGGGGUGAAUCUCUUUGAUCUUUCUAUCAACUCAUUUGAAUUAUGAGUCAUGGGAAUGUAUGUGUCCCUCCUACCAGGAAUCCCCAUCAGCCCCAGAUGGGGUAGAAAAGGGUGAAUUUUAAUGAAUCCAUAAAUUUGGGGGGGUCAUACCCUAUGACUGCAAAAUUGCUAAUAUAGAACCUAUUUUUAAGAAAGAGAAAAAAGUGUUCCAGGAAACUAGAGGCCUGUUAAUUUGGCCUCAAAUACAUGCAAGGUCUUGGAAUGAAUUUUGAAAGAGAAAGUAGUAAAGCACAAAGAGAUAAAUGGUAAUUGGGAUAAAAUAUAUCAUGGUUUUAUAACAUGGUAGAUCAUGCCAGAUGUAUCUAAUAGCUGUUUUUUUAGACAAAGGAAAUACAAUAGAUCUAAUCUACCUGGAUUUUGGUAAGGCACAAUUCCAUAUGGGGAAUUAUUAGUUAAAUUGGAGAAGAUGCAGAUUAACACAAGAAUUGAGAGGUAGAUAAAGAACUGGUUAAAGGAGAGACUACAAUGGGUCAUACUGAAAGGUGAACUGUCAGGGUGGAGGGAGGUUACUAGAGGUGUUCCUCAGGGAUCAGUUUUGGGACCAAUCUUAUUAAUGUUUCUAUUACUGACAUUGGCACACAAGGUGGGAGUGUGCUAAUAAAAUUUGUGGAUGACGCAAAGCUGGGAAGUAUUACCAAUACCGAGGACGCAAAUAUAAUACAUGAAGAUCUGGACGACCUUGAAUACUGAAGAAAGAGAAAUGGGAAGAAAUUUAAUAGUGCAAAGUGCAAGGGCAGGCACUUGGGGACUAAACAACAAGAAUUUUUGCCAUAAACUGGGGACUUAUCAAUUGGGAGCAACCAGAGGAAGAGAAAGACCUGGGUGUAUUGGUUGAUCACAGGAUGACUGUAAGUGGACAAUGUGAUGUGGCCAUGAAAAAGGCUAAUGCAAUCCUAGGAUGCAUCAGGUGAGAUAUUUUCAGUGUAGACAGGGAAGUGUUAGUACUAUUACACAAGGCACUGGUGAGUCCUCAUCUGAAUACUGUGUGCAAUUCUGGUCUCCCAUGUUUAAGAAAGAUGAACAGGUACAGAGAAGGGCUACUAGGAUGAUCCGAGAAAUGGAAAACCUAUCUUACGAGAGAAAACUCAAGGUGCUUGGCUUGUUUAGCCUAACCAAAUGAAGGCUGAGGGAGAUAUGAUUGCUCUCUAUAAAUACAUUAGAGGCAUAAAUACUGGGGAGGGGUAAGUGCCAAUGUUGAAACAAGAACAAAAGGAUACAAACUGGCCAUCAACAGGUUUAGGCUUGAGAUGAGAUGAAGGUUUCUAACCAUCAGAGGAGUGAAGUUCUGGAACAGCCUUACAAGGGGAGCAGUGGGG